Molecule: messenger RNA, 1496 nt
Organism: Andrographis paniculata
Lineage: Eukaryota; Viridiplantae; Streptophyta; Magnoliopsida; Lamiales; Acanthaceae
Exons: 1
Coding region: 680-1300 (206 amino acids)
Source: RefSeq, a predicted model, not a curated record
AUUAUAUAUAUAUCUUUGUUUGCUUACGUAUUAUUAUAUAAUAUUAUAUAUAUAUAUCUUUACAUAUAUUUAUAUAUAUAUAUAUACUAUACAUCUAUAUAUUAUAAUAUACACACUCACGCACACACAUCUACGUAUAUAUAUUUACUUAUCUAUUUAUAUAUUAUAUACAAUAUAUGAUAUAAUACAAAAUAUAAAAUAGUGGUUAGCGGUAGAGAUAAUUAAUAUUUUUAUUGGCUAAUUUUAUAAUAAUAUCACAACACGUUAUCAACACGAUUAUAUAUUUUAAUUUCCGCAAGGUAAUAUUUCAUAUUUUAUCUGUUUAUUAUGUCUAACCUUGCCAAACAGAAAUUUCUCCCUCUCCUCGUUUCUGGCCAAAAUUAUAUGGCAUUGGCUCGCAUGUUAAAAUGCAUCCGGCAUCAAUGGGCUUGAAAAAUACCAUUGCCCGGGAUAAAAACUCCCCGAGCCAAGAUCGUGCAAAGGCCAUGAUCUUUUUGUGCCAUCACAUCGAUGAGGCACUGAAAUGCAAUAUGUCACGCUGGAAUCCCCGCUCGAAUUGUGAGAGAGAUUGAAAGGAAGAUAUGAUCAUUUGAGGCUGACAUUGUUGCCAAGGGCACGAAGCGACCAGCAAAGCCUACGGCUUCAGGACUUUAAAACAGUCCAAGAAUAUAAUUCUGCAAUGUUUAAAAUAACAUCACAGCUGCGCCAUUGUGGCGAAAAUGUAUCUGAAUCUGAUAUGAUGGAGAAAACUUUCUCCACUUUUCAUGCCUCUAACAUGGUUUUGCAGCAACAGUAUCGCGAAAUGGGCUUCCAGAAAUAUUAUGAGCUAAUCACCUGUCUUUUGCUGGCCGAACAAAAUAAUGAAUUGUUGUUGAAAAAUCACGAAUCUCGGCCGACAGGUGCAAAUCCAUUUCCAGAGGCAAAUGCAAUACAACCGGCAAAUUCGAUGCGUGGUCGUGGGCAAGUCAGAAAUCAGCGAAUUGAUCGCGAUCGAAAUCAGAAUUGCGGACGGGGCCGAGCAAACGCAUACAGUCAUAAUAAUUAUCAAAACAGGCCCCGAUAUGUGCCAAAUCGGUGUUAUAAUGACAGAAGACCGUACAAACCUCAACAGAGGAUCAACACCGGGAUAAACAGAAAUAAUGACGAGGAAUGCACCCGGUUGGAAUCAAAGGCCAUUUGGCCCAUGUUUGUCGCACAACCAGUCACUUGGCUGAACUGUAUCGGGCCUCAAAAGAAAGACAGGGAAGAACUGCCCCCGAAACAAAUCACGCUGCCCACGAUGACACAUUUGACGAUUUGAUGAAUGAAAAUAUCACGCACCUGGAUGCCGAUGAUCUGCUUGAUAUAGCUGAUGAUGUUAAAUGACAAAAUGUUGUUGUAUCUCUUUUGUUAUUUUGGUGCUUUUUGCCCCCUUUUUGUAUUACCCCCUAUAAUAUAAGUCUAUUUUGAUUAUAUUACUAAUACAUGUCUUUUAUUAUUUUUACCUUCUUGCAAAG